GCAGACACAAGGUGACGGGAGGAGAGGAGAAGAGGUGUUUCUGGCGUGGAACUCAGACGAUCAAUGUGUCCAUAAGCCACAAUGGUGAGGAGGAAGAUGCCUGUGGGCCAUCAUGAGCACUGUGACAAGUGUUACAACGUCUGUUGUCAAGUCCCGGUGCAGAUCUCCGUCUCGUGCCUGGUCAUCAAGUGUCAUAAACACUGCGGCGCCACCUUCCACAUGUGCAAGCAGGAGGAGCACCAGCUCCUCUGUCCCAACGAGACGGUCCCCUGCCUCAACGUCGACUACGGCUGUCCUUUCACCAUGCUGCGCCACAGGCUGGCCAAACACCUGGAGGUAUGUCCGGCCAGCGUGGUCUGCUGCUCGCAGGAGUGGAACCGCUGGCCUGUUUCAGAAACUGAUCUGACCUUCUACAAACAUGUCUCAGAAAGCCCUCAAACUGACUUAAGCCUCGAUGUUGCUAUGGCUCUCAGGGACCAAGAGCUGCUGUUUCGAUCCAUCAAAAUGAAGAACAUUUUUCCUGAGUUGAUGGAGGGGGAUCCUGCCCUCCAGGAUGUUUCCGCAUGGGUCAACAGUCCUGCGGAUGAAGCAACCUGUUCUUCAGAUUGCGGUGAAUUUGCAGAAAAAGGCUGCACAGCGGUGGAGGAAAAAGAACUGAGCCAAGAGGAGAGGGAUGCUUUGGCAAAGAGCAGGGACGUGUAUGGUAUUCAGAACUACAGCUCCUGGGAGAAAAUAUUCAACAAGGAGAUGCAGGCAUGCAAGCAAACUGUCAAAAACCUGAAUAAGAAGGAGGGAAAGGAUGAGCAAGAAUCAUCAAACUGUCAGGGGGAGGCGAGAGACUCACACCUGAGCCAAGAGAGUGCUGCUGCCGCUCCAAGCACGGAUGGUGCAACUGGACUCGCGCCAUGGCAAGACGGGGUCCUUCAGAGGUUAAGCCGAGAAGUCAACAUCGCUGAAUAUAACAUGUAUCUGGCGCACAACGGGGCAAUGUUGAUUGACUUUGGCCAACUCGCUGCUUGCACCCCGAGAGAGAAGGAUUUUGUUUACGGGAACCUGGAGCCCAUCGAGGUUAAAACCGUCCGAUCGUUUCAUGUUCCCACAAGCUACCGAGCGAAGCGCGACUAUCUGAAGGAUCAAAAGGUCAAGAUCAGCGCUAGCGUUGACACCGCAGAUCUGGGCGUGUCGGUCGAGGAUCUUCCAAAGUGUGACGAGGUCGGCGCCACGCUCUUGCACUCCCUGGAAAUGGAGCUGAAAGGACAUUUAAUCUCAGAGAGCGCGGGGAGAGAUGGUCUUUACGUCGAUAUCGGAACACAAACAUACGACUUUGCUUCUGCUCCGUUCAAAACGGAUGCAUCGCUUGCCGACGUCAUUGCGGGCAAACCCUGCGGUCUUCACGUACAAGUCGAAGCAGAAUCCGUCACCAGGAGACACAACAAAAGUAGCUCAGCCUUCAGCUUCAUGUGUGGCCACUUCUUUCGGCGUGACGAAUACCGCUCUCACUUCAGGAAUGUGCACUCUGAAAUACAGGCCUCUCUGAGCGGCUGGUUCCAGCAACGCUGCCCCUUAGCAUACCUCGGCUGCGCUUUCACCCAGACGAGAUUUGGCCCUGCGGGUCAUCGGGCUACGAUCAGAUUCUGUCAAGAUGUCAGCGCCCUUGUCCUCCAGCCAGAAGUCCCUUCAUUCCUCUGUGAAGGCGGGAAAACCUUCAGCCCUCAGAGAAAUGGUGCUCAUAAUCUGGAUCCCCUGAGCAGCCUGCCCCUGGAGAUCCUUCAGCACGUUGCUGGUUACCUUGACAGCUUUACAUUAUCUCAGCUGUCCCAAGUCUCCCAUCUGAUGAGAGAAGUGUGUGCCACAUUGCUGCAGGAGAGAGGGAUGGUCUCCCUCAAGUGGAAGAAAAAGACCUAUUCCCACGGGGGAAGCUCCUGGAAAUGCCGAAAGAAAGUUUGGGAGUUCAGCUCUCUGUUUUCCUCGGUGGACAGAUGGAGCUUCAGCAACACUCCUUCCAUGUCGGAUCACCUGAAAACCUGCUCCUUCUACCAGAGAGAGGAGCUGAGCACUGAGCCGGUGGCUUUAGCCUGCCUGGGAGAGGUCAGAGACAAACACGGAGAAGUAAAGCAUAAAAGAUAAUGCUCAUAGUCCCAGAGCUCAGUGGGCGGACGGCAACACGAGCAAUGCCGUGUUUAGAAUCACUCAGACGUGAUGUGUAUCCUCCGCAUAUACGGCUACUAUAUAGAAACAAAAAGGGAGUUCAGAGCUGCUGUGUGCUAAAGCCCUGCAGACAUACACCGUACAUCUAAGGAAUUCACUUUGGCAUAAUUUCUGAAGAUUUUGAUUUUAUUUAUUUUAUUUUCUUGUAACCUUUCCUCAAAUCAUUUGUGCCUAUAUGUAGGUAAAAUGCUUAAAGAUGGAUCUAUUUCUGGAGUGUUUUUAAGGUUUGAUUGAAAUUCAAAUAAUCCCUCUUGGACACUAAAUUCACAAAUGCAGCUCAGUUAUAUGGUGUUUAAAGCUGCAGUAGGCAGAAUAGUUUUGGCAUCAU
This is a messenger RNA of Sebastes umbrosus (honeycomb rockfish), 2536 nucleotides long. Its product is annotated as F-box only protein 40. Bases 82 to 2127 code for a protein of 681 amino acids. The record is from RefSeq and is a predicted model, not a curated record. The transcript is spliced from 4 exons. Gene Ontology annotation, cellular component: cytoplasm. Gene Ontology annotation, molecular function: protein binding; ubiquitin protein ligase activity; zinc ion binding. NCBI's taxonomy places the organism in Eukaryota, Metazoa, Chordata, Actinopteri, Perciformes, Sebastidae.